Homarus americanus (American lobster) is the source of this 10285-nucleotide messenger RNA. RefSeq names its product HMG box-containing protein 1-like. NCBI's taxonomy places the organism in Eukaryota, Metazoa, Arthropoda, Malacostraca, Decapoda, Nephropidae. Gene Ontology annotation, molecular function: DNA-binding transcription factor activity, RNA polymerase II-specific; RNA polymerase II cis-regulatory region sequence-specific DNA binding; RNA binding. The transcript is spliced from 7 exons. The record is from RefSeq and is a predicted model, not a curated record. Bases 497 to 2293 code for a protein of 598 amino acids. Gene Ontology annotation, cellular component: nucleus. Gene Ontology annotation, biological process: regulation of transcription by RNA polymerase II.
UCGUGCUGAGCAGACGCUCAUCCUCCCCGUACUUGGCUUUAAAAUUUCUUGUUGACUCGACUUAAUAUUAAUAGGUUACUUACACUAUGUACUGCUAUAGUGAUGAAAUUUUGUGCACUAAAGGAUUAUUUCACGUGGUGGAAUAACAUUGGAACCUUGUUGAUUAGCGGUGUUUUGUUUUGGCGAAGGCAGUUGCGGAGGCUCGAUGUGCUGGCUCGGUAAGUCCCUUUCCCUGAAUCACACUGUGUAGGAUGGCGCCCGGAGCUCACUGACGGCUGACACUUUCACGGAAGGUUGCGACGCCGCUUAUAACUGGAAAUGGGCCCAGGAAACGUUAUGAACUGCUAGUGAGUGAUGAGGAGUGGUGCCUGUACUUGACUCUUCGAAAGAUGUGCACUUGUUGAUUCCCAGCCCUAUCGUCAGACCACGGCGCUCACCCUACCCACUUCACUAUUAUCUUCUGCACACCAUCUACCAAACUCACUUGUCUAAGACAAUGAACAUCAACAUGGCAGAGGAAGAGCGCAUGUCACCCGAUCUGAUGGGCAGCAUGGGCUCAGAUCCCCACCAGUCAUCACACUCCCCGUCCCCCGAGGAGCCCCGUGACCUAAGCAUUAAACGCAAGAUGCGUCCAGUGCCUCCUCCGCUAGACCUAAGCAAGAGAAAUUUGGAGCCAGAGGCCAUGAUUCCCGAGUUUGCAGCCAUCACCACCACCAGCCCAAAGUCACCACUUACACAAAAGAACUUACCCCUUAGAAAAAGUAUCUUGUAUCAUUACAGAGCCCACAGCUGGUCAUUUCAACUGGAAGCUCAAGGUCUCCAACUGCCAGCUACAGCAACUCAAGGAGUAAUCAGAUCUACAGCUGAGGUGCGCGAGCCGUCUACAGGGAUACCAUCCUCGUCAUCGUCUUCAUCUUCAUCAUCGUUAAGAAUUCCUGGACUGCCCACUCCACAUACACCUCAUACCCCUCACCCUCACUCUGCCAUCCCAGUAAUUACUAGUAGAUUUCCAUUCAGUGAGGGAAACUCUAAUGGCUCAUCCUUUGGUACUGGAGAUAUGUCUGGUGGAACACAGGGCCCCCUAAAUUUGUCUACAGCUGCUAUAGGGGGUCUUCCUUCCUCCCUUUUGUCUCCAGCACCAUCUCAUCCAUCCACAUCAUCCCUAAACUCCUCCAGAGAGGAGUUAGAGAAUGAGGGAAUGAUAGCAGAUUGUCACGUGUCUUAUUCCCAUGUGCCAUCACCACAUAUGCCCUCUCCGCACCACGUGUCUCCGCACUUACCUUCUCCUCAUCUCCAGGGUGGCCCAAUGGGACCACAAGGUCUUAGUGGCCUUGGACAUUCAGAUAGAUUGGGACCAGGUUCAUCACCUUGUCCUUCAUCAAUAUCUCCUCAGCCAACAUCAGGCCAUCAGUGGCCCACAAAUGUAUGGUCUGUCUUCAUGUCAGGAGUACGUGUUCAUUUUGUUUUGGGCGGAGGUGGUCAAGUAACUGGAGCAAGACUGAGUGAGGAACUGGGUCAAUUAGAACGAACCCAUCAACAGCGGUAUGCCCCCCAUGGCUUGCAUCUAAUGCGUAUUCUUCACGAGGGAUCAUCAUCGCACAUGUCUGGUCCACCAAGUUAUUGCCAACUAUAUUUUCGGCCUGUCAUGGUACAGCAGGAAGAUAUCAUGGUCAUCACACCUCCUGAUCAUCCAUUCUAUGUACAUGGAAAAGGGUGGUGCAGCGUGUUCCCAGAACGUACAAGUGAAAGGUAUAGCCUUCCAUGCCAACAGCUGCAGGAAGGAGAUGUGUGUCUCCCACCUUACCAUCCAGAAACUACUCAGACUCCCAUCCCUGUUGUUACUCCAGACCUUGCUGAUGCCAUGAAGAGGUUUGACUUCAAUGAUGACCCAGUAGAAGGAGGCCCUGGUGCAUACUCAGCACCCCCUAGUGCUACUUUCCCACCACACACUCACCGCACAGUCUUCCUCUCACCACCUGCAUCACCUUCAAAGAAAAGUCGAGAUGUUCGUGGGACUGGGGGAGCCAUUGGAGGUGCUGAGGGUGGAGGCAACCGUGCUCGAAGGCCAAUGAACGGAUUCAUGCUCUUCGCUAAGCAUCACAGGCUUCGGCUUAUUCAGCAGUACCCUGGCAAAGAUAACAGAGCCAUUUCAGUUGUCUUGGGUACCAUGUGGAAGUCACUACCAGAAGAAGACAGAGAGAAGUUUAAUGCUGAAGCUCGUGCACAGGCUGAGGAAAGAAAACGGAUUGAUCCUGAUUGCUGGAAGAGAAAGCGCUCCCACUCGACCAGCUAAAAACAUUUUGUUUUAGGGUUUGUAAAAAGUAGAAAAUCAAUAUUGCUCCUAGCACAACUUGUAGCCUCUAAAGAGAAAAAUGAAAUUGUCAAAGAUAUUUACCAAAUCUUUAUUUUAUACUGCCCCGUAUGUCUAUGGUGGCAGGCUUGGGUGUAUUGAAUUAAAUAAGUCUUGUUGCAACUGCUCAGUGUUAAUCAAUCGACUGUCUGGCUUUAUAUUUUUCUCACUCUUCAUCUUUGUUAGAAAGACUGAAGGCUUUAUACUGUUCCAGCAAAAGCUUUCAGAUAAAUGGAAUAUGUUAGUGCUUUAAUAUGUUUUGAAAUUAGAAGAAGCACUCUUUGGGCAGUUCCAGAACUUUUUAUGAAUCUGGCUUAUUGUUGGUCAGGAUGUUCCUGAUGUGUAGGUGUUGAGAAAGCCAGAUUGCACAUUUUUUAUAGUAAUGUGCAAUAGUAUUUUGGAGUUUUGAAGGAACUUCAAAUAUACUUAUGUUUUUUUUUUUUUAUUAUUUACAAGUGAUGCUGCAACUGAAAUAUCAAGGAACAAGUAUUAUCAUCAUAUUUAUAUUUAGUUGAUAAGGUUUAAGGUUUCUGAGUAUUCUCCUCAUACAGUGGUAAAUGAUCUCUGUAUUACCUUUUCCAGGGGUUAAUAGCAGUCUAUACUUAUUGUAUUUAUUUUCACUUUACUUAGUAUGCUCUACUUUACCAACAUCAAGUAUUGACCAUUUCAAAUGCAGUAUUUUAUUAUUUUGUAUGAGAUUUUUUUGAACAAUUUUUACUUGAAUGUGAUUUGCUCAGCUGAUGGUUAUUUUAUAACUUUUGGUAAAGGGGCAAUAUUUGCAAGAUAUCUCAUCACAGUAUUAGUUUUGUGGUAUUUAAAAAGUUGUGUUCAGAUUAACAGAUUGUCUUAAACUUGGGUUUCUUCCCAAGUGGCAUAAACCUUGAUCCUAGAAUGAAUUGCCCUCUCUGUUGACCAUGAUAUUUGACCGUGCUUCCUUGUAAGUCCCGGUAACUGCUCAGUUUAAAUUGUAGCUCAUAUUUGUAGUGCUUGCCUACCAGCCUUAGAAGUUCUUCAUUCCUCUCCUGAUUGUUGAUAGAGUUUUGCCUCUUUUAAUAUCUCGAAUGACAGCUCUCAGGCACAUCAAGAAUCAAUUAUAUUAGGAUAUAUGCCUUAUUUGAAUGUGAUAUUAGGAGAGUCAGGAUCUUUAAGACAGGUACCAAGGCAAUUGCUUGUUGGUCCUGUGUCAAACUUCGAUAUUUUUAAGGUACAAGUGUUGCCUUCAAUUAACAUAUACUCAUUGGCUAUUCUGCAAUACUUAUCAUAUAUAAUAAAUUAAUUUCCUAUAGGUUUCAGUCUAAGGCUGAUCACACACCAAAGUAUUAUGCCAAGUCAAUGACUUGCUAUUGACAUGUCCUUAAUGUGCAUUAGUUCACACCAGAAUGGUUUCAAUUGACUUUUUUCUUAGGUGAUGAUUGAUAAUGCUGUAUACUCUUAGGACAAAAGGGCAGAAUAUUGUUUUAAUGUUCUGGGCACAUACAUUGUCUAAUUCAAGUAAAUCAAGCAUUUAAUAUUAUUACCAAAUUGAACCACAACCUACAGAAAUUACCACCUAUUAGCAGAAGUGUUGGCACACUAACAACUAAGAUGGCCAUGAAAUACUGCUUAGCUAUUCCUCCUAAGGAACAUCUAUUGGUAACUCUGAGGUAAGUGGAAAGACAGGCCAAAUUUUACUUACCGGGUAAUUUCUGUUUUACAGAUGGGUUGCAUUUGAAAAUUCAUAUAAUUUCUUUGAAAUAACUCGUUUUGUUGAGUUCUUGUUUUUAAAUUUUAAUUUCUUAUUUUGUGUAUACAGUUUUCACAGUACUUCAAUGCAUAUAAUAUUCAUAUCCAGGGCUACUGCAUUCCAUGCCUUUCAUGUUCUUUAUUGCUGUAGUCUUUUAAAAAAUAAUUGUUCAACACUCGACUUUGUUCACAACAUUGCAUGAAUUUGUUUUAAGAAUGUUUUCAUCUUUCACUCCUCUCAGCAAACCUUUCUCUCAGAAGUGUGUGAAUCUACUGAGCUAAGUGAUAGUAAUGCAACACAAAUUAUUGAAAACUGUGUCCAUUUCAGAGUUUUUCAGUGAUGUGAUAGUGACAGUUUUCUCAUCACUAGUGUGUAUCAUUUUCACUGACAUUAAGGUUUAACAGCAGCAUGACAUGUCUGAAGCAUAAUGAUGACUUGUUACUGUCACUUUGGUGUGUGUUUUGCCGAAAGCAAUUUUCAUUAGAGUUGUAAGGAACCAUGGAAACAAAAGUGAAGAUUAUACCCUUAAUAAUGUGAUAGCUGGUAAGUUUUGUCUUAGUAAAAUGCUUUGCCCUCACUCUCCAAAUUAUAUAUGUAAUUUGGUAGGUUGUUGAAUGGCUUCUGAUUUUCCAUAGAAAAUGCUCUCCCUAUUGAGACCAGUUUUGUAAAAGAUAAAAUGCUUGUACAGGCAACUUUGACUGUUCAUCAUCUAAUGAGAGUCUUAUUAUGUAGAACAGUUUAAGCACAUCUAAAGCAAAUUUGCAAAUAAAAAUCUCACAAUCAUUUUGUAGGACCAGGAAGUGCAACAAGGACACAACUUAUGAACCUGUCCCCCAUUUAAGAAGCUCAAUUACUUAGCUAGAACCCCCUGUCUUUAACAUAUUUCAUUAAAAAAAUGUGGGGACCUAGUUUUAUCUUGACAUAUCCACAUGGUUUCCAUGCACUAGGUUUAUUGUCAGAAUUGGUCUUUGGGAAUAGAAAAAAUAUAUACCGUACUGUGUAUUUACUGUAUACUGUAUAUACAUAUAUUUACACAUUUGCAUAUAUCUGUACAUACAUUAAUGAAGUAAUUCAGAAACAAGCUUUUGUGGGCUUAAAAGACAAACCCUGAGGGAAUUGUAAUAUGGGAGUGGAAAAUACUUAGCAAGCUGCACCCACAAACCUUUCCCAGCCAAAAGCUUACUUUCUCAAUGAAGGAACCUCCCAUGCCAAGCUUUGAUUUCUUGCAGCAGACUGAUUGCCCAGAUUAUUAGUUAUAGUAUACUUUAACUGCACAGAAAAAUUUACAGAUACACUAAUUACAAUCCAAACAUUUUCUUGCUCAUUGAUGAAGUAAAAUAAAAGAAUAACUGAAAAUUUGAAUACAAAAUCUUACUGUAUAUUUUAUCACUUAAAUUGCACUAAUGUCACCCAGCACUGAAACAUUAGGUCACUCAAUGCUGCUUUUUAUAUUGUAUUGUAUUUCUUUCAGUAUGGUAUACUUACUUCCUUCAUAAAGUUAAUUCUGUCUUCAGUAUUAAAUGGAUCACUCAAUAUAUUUUGCACACGACUAUGUAUCAAAUUUCUUCUUAUUUUAAUACCAUCUGCUUUACAGUUAUGUAGGCCUGGGUGUUCUUUCCAUGAGGAAGCCAUGUGUCUUGUAUUAGCCAUUACUUGACUGAAGAUCUUCCUUCAGAUUUUAAUGUGCAGAUGUAUUAAGACAAAGUACCUCAUUAUCUUUUAUUUUAUAAACAUCCAUCAGAUAGAUAAACUGUACAGGUACAGUGUUUACAAAAUGAAAAAGUCUAAUUUUAAUAAGGCCAGUAUUCAUAUGAUGGGAAAAGGUUAUGCUGUUUCUAGCCAUCAUUUAAGAUGAUGAUCCUUAAGAAACACUUUUAAAAUUCAAUUGAUCACAUACAAUAAAUUACCAUGAAUUUUUUUAAUACAGGUAUAUUUAAUGAAUGGCCUGUAGCUGGCCAUACACUCUUUUGAGUUUGUUAAUUUUAUUAUUUACUUAUUUAUUUAAUUUUAUUUUAUAUUGAUUUUUUCCUGCUGGUGAAACUGGAAGGGGACCUUGGUGUAACCUUAAUUCAUCCACCCGUCCGUCCGUCUGUAUGAUGUUCCAUCCAUCUGUAUGUUCAUAAACAGCAUCAGUUUAUUAACUACUGUAUAGAUUUUACUCAUGUAUUUAGCUCAAAUGUAAAGAAUUAUACCUAAUACACAGAUGCUUGUCAAACAAAUUUUUUAUUAGAUUGAAAAUGGUAAUUUGGCGGGCAUUUUUCUUUUGUAGCAUUGGCAGGGAACAUUUAUUGUUGUGCAAUACAUUAAUUGCUUAUUGUUUUAAUAAGUCAGUGAAGCUUAAGUAAAUAGUACAGUACCCCUAAAUUCCCCUAAAGUUGGGUUAACAAAAAAAUUCUGACGAUGACCUCUGCAGACAACUUCACAUUGUUACACCAACCCAGUCUAUGAACAAACCUAUCAAUCAUCUUGAAAGGGCAGCCAAGGUGCCCUCAAAUCUUUCUUCUUGUUGUAACUAGGUCUACCCUUUUAUUCAAAUGCAGUACAGUAGUGGAUCCUUGGAAAUAGGAGUAUCCCCCUUAGACAUCAGGUAUUUGAAACUGACAUGUUAUGCACAAUACCUCACUCAGUCACCAAACACAAACUAGGAAGAGAAGCUGUUUGCUGAAACCAAACCACCCUUUUAUGAUGAAAUUUAGGUUCUUUCACUGUAUGUUGGGUUAAUGUAAUCACAUUGAGUUAUCCAUUUUAGUUUCAGGCAUAAAACAGGAUUUCAAGAUUUAAUCCCCAUUUCUUUCCAUGUUUUAUUUGCAUGUUUUAUAGUUACCCUUUUUAACAAUGGUAAUUGAUUCAUGUACUAGGACGAGUGAAGUAAAUUAUGUAAGACUUUUUUAUUGUUAUUUAUUAUAUUAAAUAUAUGUAGAUAAUUGGAAGCCAGAAUAAUUGUGAAAUGUAUAUGUGCCAGUUUGCUGUGAGUAUGGGAAAAGUCAGCCUUAUGAAACGGUAGUCCCAGGGGGUGCAACUGUGGGUAAUAUGACAUAGGCUCUUAUUUACUUUUAGCAAAGAACUGUACAAACAUUUUGUCCUGUACAAUCAUGGUUCAAUAAUAAGUAAGCUCAAAGCAGAGGAGAAAGGAGUGAGGCAUUUGGGUAGCUUAAGAGUGGGGACUCCUUACUUGCUGCCUUGUGCUCGUGUGUCGUAAGUCUUUCAAAAGCACAAAUAAUGUGUAUAGAACAAACUAGUUUUUGUUCAUAACCUAAAUAUAUAUUGAUAACUAUUUUUCUACUCUUACCCUGAAUCUUCCCUAUUUCCUGCAACUAUGUUGAUUGUAAAUUACUACUGUUAUAAACAAGGUCUCGUCCUGAAAUUUAUAACUGUUACAUAUAGUAGCAGAUAUAUAGAGAAUCAUAUUAUGUGUUUUAUUGGAAAGAAAUUUUAAGUGAUAGGUUAAGAAGUUAAAUUUGCUCAGAAAGUAGUAGUCUGUUAGAUAAUAUUAAGCUUGACUUAAUGAGCUCUAGCACAUUAUUAUCCUGCCAAUUCUGAGGUGAUCUCAGCAGACGCAGUUGUGUCUUUCAUCUGUCCUCAAACCCCUGUCAGGAAGACCAGGAGAGUAAAGCCAAAUUUUUAUCUUUAACAUAGCUAUUUCUGUUUAGAUACUUCAUUUUCAUUGGCUGAAAUUCCAUUAUGAGAGGCAUUUCACCAAUCAGCUAUCUGUGUUUCCGAAACAAAAUUCGGUUAUGCUUAAUUGGAAAGUGGCAAAGGUAUUCUCACCAGCAACUGCACUGAUGGCUGUAAGAGUUCUUAGGCAUCACAGUUAAGUGCCCCAUCCUGUGUAUGAUUAAUAACAGGAAAUCAGACAUCCCAGUGUUACAGUAUUUACUUCAUUCCAAAGUAUGAGGUAACAAAUCUGGCAUUUGCAUGACAAUGAAUUAGAGGUGUGCGGUAUGGCACAGUGAGAAUGCCCUUACUAGUGUAGUUCACGUGAUCUCAGUGUAGAGGGUGUCAUGAUCCUGUGACUGUUACUGCAGUAGCAUGGAUUAACUGUCUAUAUUAUACCGUGGCAAACUGUAGCUGAGGCUCUCGGUAUUAUUUUAUUUGUUUUCAGGUCAUAAAAACUUUCAAAUUUCCUGUGUUUGAAUGAAAGACAAUUUGUAUCUUUUGAAUAUAUUUAUUGCCUCAACUGCAUUUGUCAUAGCUAUAUUGUAUGCUUUAAAUGUUUGAUAUAAUCAAUUAGAGUAUGUUUUUUUGUAAACGUAAAACACAUUUUAUAAUGUGGUUAAUAUUUGUUUUAAGUCUUGACAAUCACACAAUGUAAAGAUAACUAUAUUUUUAUCAUUGUGAUUUUAGUGUGAUUGUGGCCUGGGAUAUGAGGAGUAUUGUGGUGUUCAUUUCUAUGUUCAUAAGCUGUAAGGAACCCUACCCCUCAAACUGACACCCAGCCUCAAUUAGUAGAGAACUAUUACUGUUGUCCCAGGGUUAAUUUUUGGGCGACGGCACUAAGGCUGGAAUAAGAGCAAGUACAUGAUAGUUGCUCGUCACCAGCAUCCAGGCCAUCCACAACUGUAUACCUGUCUCCUGUUCAUAUAAACGGACACACUUACGUUGCUGCUCAAUUUGGCCACAACCACAGCUACACCAUAGUUUUCACCAUAGCUCCAGUGUUGUGAUGUUCACGGGUAGUGUAUGAACAGGACUGGUGUUGUCAAGUGCGAGAUGCCGUCAAAAGAAGGGUCUGUCUGAUCUCACUACUGUAGGUUAAGAAUGAAGAUCUUAAGUGAUAGCCAAUAUAUGCUGUUUUCAGUGUAAUUACUAGUAUUAUUGUUAGCACUUGAAUGAAGUGCUUUUUUUUUUUGUAUAUAUUCUUUAUAUGCUGUAAGCCUCAUGUUGUAUUUGACUGGCACUGAGAAAUAUUUUUUUGUACUACAUGCUGAUUUUAUGUUGAAAUUAACAGAUAUCAGGUUUAAAAUACUUACAAACUAGUUAGUAUUUUUCUGGGAUUGUAAGAAAAUUUAAUGCUCUUGAUAUUUAACUCCCUUUUGUCGAGGCUUAUGGCCUGGUAAAGAACAUAAUCACUUUGGGUAGUGUUGCUUGUGGUCAUUUGCUGGGUACACUGAAGUUAGUGUUGCUAUCAACCAAUAAUGAGCCAUUUUGAAACUAAUGUUAUCAGCAACAACAAAAUUUACACAUAAAGAGUAGUUGCAGUGUUGAGUUAUAUCAUCACUCGCAACAAAGGUGUAUUGAGGUAGUGCUCAUGGCAAUAACUAACAAAGUACUGUAUGCUGAUCAUAAUGUCCUCAGCACCCACUACCUGGAUAGCCUCUUUUUUCCCCCUGUGAUGUUAAGGGAGAAAGAUGUGAUGUUAAGGAUGGAGACAGCAGUCACUAGCAUUUCUAACCACUAUUAUGGCCAUCCAUAUUGGUGCAAUGUAUUCAUUCAUCCUUAUAUCACUUCUUGUAAUUUAAGUUCCGUACAAUUGGCCUCUAUAUUAAGUUUCAUAAAAAAAUUCAGAUAAUGUGCACAAAUAUAUUGUAGAUUAUAUAAAUCCAGGGUGUUAAUUUCAUAUAACAAAUUCUGUGAUUAGAUAGUGACCUGAAUUUAAUUAAUAAAGCAGCAGAGAAUUUUAGAAGUGCACAAGCAAACACAAUUAGCACACCUGGCAAACUUUUUUAGAAGCCAUAUUUUCAUUGUCUUCCGAUGUUUGCCAAGUUGGCUCUCCCAAUUAAUGUGGUUCCUGAAAGACUGAGAUAAAAUUCUUGUGGGGUAAAAAGUUGUCAAAUACAUUUGCUUCUCCAUCCCAGUGGGAAGAUUUGCUUAAGUAGGUGAAGGUUGGUGACAGUAUAUGGCAAGGAUCAGUGGAGAGAAGUGUUUAUGACUUGGUUGUCUUUGUUACUUUAGAAAAUGAUUUAAGAAUUUAGCUGAGAAUGUCUCCUACUGCUUUACAAUUGGUUAUCAGGCCUCAGUCACUGCUGCUGCUUGCCAUACCCACUCUGAACAGGGCUUGGUGUCAGAAGCUCAGUACACAUUCUUCUCUUGAGUGUUGAUAUCUACUGACGGAGGCCAAUAGCACCAGGAGUAUUAUUUGUAAAUUCUGUUGUGUAUAGGUGUUGCAUGCAUGACAUUGUUUUGAAUGGUAUUAAUUUGGAAGAUAUUUUGUAUAAAGAAAAUACUCUCCUAUAUGAUGUCUUUUGUGUAACAAAAUAAAGAAAACAAUACCA